Drosophila guanche is the source of this 2008-nucleotide messenger RNA. Its product is annotated as membrane metallo-endopeptidase-like 1. Bases 17 to 1984 code for a protein of 655 amino acids. NCBI's taxonomy places the organism in Eukaryota, Metazoa, Arthropoda, Insecta, Diptera, Drosophilidae. The transcript has a single exon. Gene Ontology annotation, cellular component: plasma membrane. Gene Ontology annotation, biological process: protein processing. The record is from RefSeq and is a predicted model, not a curated record. Gene Ontology annotation, molecular function: metalloendopeptidase activity.
UUCUCCGCCAGCGAUCAUGUGGAUUAUUUGUCUCGCGCUCAUCGCCUGUGUCACUGUAGAAGCGCAGAAGGUGUCCAAUCCCAAUACUCGCCUGCUGGACAAUAUUCUCAGCUAUGUGGAUACCGAAGUGAGUGCCUGCGAUGACUACUUUGGUCAUGCGUGUGGCAAGUACGCGAAAAAGCACUUGGACGACCCCUUCACGGAGAUUACACAAAUGGUGGACCACAAGGUGAACCAGGACUUGCUCACGCUAAUGCAGGAACUGGAGCAGCGCUCACUGCAACCGAACUUCAAUCGGACAGGUGUGGAAGCCAAAGUGUGGAGCUUCUAUCACACCUGCCGCAACGCUUCGAGUGACACACGCAGUGGCAGGCACUACCUGACACUCGUGCCACCCGACGAGGGCUUAACCUGGCCGCAGUUCACACCCGAGGGCAGCGUCUGGCCUGGGGAGCGCUUCAAAUGGAUGGAGACACUGGCACGCCUGCACCGCUAUGGCGAGGUGAAUAUCCUGAUGAAGGUAUUCAUACAAUCGAGUCCAAACAACAGCAGCGAAUACGUUAUGGAUCUCUCAAUGCCUAGCUUGGAAGAGACGGGACAGCGACUGCGGCCGUUUUUGGAGACCAUGCGAACCCUCGCUGUCUUAGGUGUACCCACAGCCAGCGCUAUAACGCUGACAAAGAAAAUAAAGUCGUUGGAGACGGCACUGCGAAAUAUCAUUGAUGAAGACGACGACGACACGAAUGGCCAAUAUAUGACAGUGCGGCAACUGCAGCGCCGCACUGGCGUCCACUGGCAAAAGUUCAUCGAGUUGCUGCUGGGACAGCCCAUCGAGCCACAGUUUCGUGUGAAUGUUCAGAGUUUGGGCUACUUCAAGGCACUGGUUCAGCUGCUGAACGACAGGGAGCCCAAUGUGGUGGCCAGCUACAUGAUGACGCGCCUCAUGCUUUAUCUGUGGGAGGAGACAAUGGACAGCGAGGAGCCGCUCGAAUGCGUCAAGGAUGUGCGCCGCAACAUGAAUCUAGCCACGAGUCUGCUCUACAAGGAGCGCUUCCUGGGAUCCGCCGGGCAUCUGCAAAGGAACAGCGCGUCCGUUGUACAAACGUUUGAGCAACUUCGUCGACAGUUUCUGCGUCUCGUGAAGCGAAAUCGCCUGCGACUGGAUCGCACGCAGCGUAAAAUGAUCACACAGAAGGUGCACGAUAUGGUUCUCAACAUUGGCAACAUGCCACAGCACAUUGACCAUCGCCGAUACGUCAGCCAGCACUAUGCGAGUUUGGAUAUGUCUUCUGGGUAUUUGGAUUACGCCCGCAGCCAUUUGCAGCUCCUGGAGUUCCGCAACCGUCAAUGGAUGUCACAGCUAAGCCACUCCCCGCACCGGGUCAGCGAGUACUACUACAUAACCGACUCGAGCACGGGCAUGAGCUCCAGUCCCUACUACAUGAUACGCCAGAAUGUCAUCAUCGUUCCGUAUGGCUUCCUGCAAGAGCCAGUCUUCCUGCCAGACAGCCACAAUGUGUUCAAGUUUAGCUUGCUGGGCUUCAUCCUGGCCCACGAACUGAUGCACGCCUUCGAUGGGCAUGGAGUGAUCUACGAUGGUCAGGGGAACCUCAGCGAGGCGGGCCUGCAGAUUGGCAAUUCUGCGCGCUUCGAGGCAGGGCUGGAGUGCAUUAACCGCAACGAGACGGCGUACCUCAAUGAGAGAGUGGCGGACAUAGAUGGCAUUCAACUCGCCUACGAUGCGUACUUUGGCGCAGAGUCACACCAAAACAGGACACAGCCGGAUUUCACAGAUAUGCCGCUGCAGCGCAUAUUUUUCCUCAACCUGGCGCAGUUUUUCUGUGGCAAUGGUGACGCCUCGAACUUCUUGGACCACGAUACGGAUGCUGUGCGCCUGAAGCAGACUCUAACAAAUUUUGCGGCAUUUUAUGAGGCAUUCCAGUGUCCCACGGCACUAUCCACAGAGCGAUGUCAGCUCUGGUGAAGGGAAAAUAAAAAUGAAAUUGCA